AUGGAGAGGAUGAUUAUUUUCUGUAUGCUUUUCUUCUGUUCCAGUAUGGCGCUCACUGCAGCUUCACCAAAAACAGUAAAAUACAGACAGCUUUUAAAGGCAAUUCGACAGUUAGAAAUGACUGUGAAAGAUAAGGAUGUGGAAUUGCUGUAUACACCAGAAAACCCUGUGGAUGAAUGCCUUUCAACAGCUGUGACCUGCUUCCAGAGUGGCACACUGAAAUUACAACCAGAAAACAGCCAAGUAAAUUCCACCUUCACCCAUGCCGUUAAAGCUUUUAAAAGAUUAAUCCUCAGCGACUCUGGAAAGCGGUGCGAGUCUUCAUGUGAAUCUUAUGAGAAAAAAACUCCCAAAGAGUUUCUGAAGAGCUUUGAAAAACUAAUCCAAAAG
Molecule: messenger RNA, 390 nt
Organism: Pterocles gutturalis (yellow-throated sandgrouse)
Lineage: Eukaryota; Metazoa; Chordata; Aves; Pterocliformes; Pteroclidae
Gene: IL21
Product: interleukin 21
Exons: 4
Biological process (GO): positive regulation of natural killer cell mediated cytotoxicity; immune response
Cellular component (GO): extracellular region
Molecular function (GO): cytokine receptor binding
Source: RefSeq, a predicted model, not a curated record